GUGUGACCCGCUCCAUGAAGGACAAAGUGACCAAGCCCACUGCCAUGGCCCAGGGUCGUGUUGCCCACAUGAUCGAAUGGCAGAGCUGGGGCAAACCAUCCGCAGGGCCGAUGGGGGGCGCGGGGCAUACCAACCUGCAGAGGGAAAAGGAGAGGAGGAUGGAGAAUGACGCUUACAGCGACCUCAGUGAUGGCGAGAAGGAGGCUCGCUUUGCUGCAGGCAUCAUGCAGCAGUUUGCAAUCUCUGAGGCGACUCUGUUCGGCUGGAACUCGAUGGACGGGGAGAGUAUGGGAGCCGGCUCCAACCAGGGCAGUGUGGCUCAUCUCAGUGAGGUCAACCAGGAGAGCAUCACCAGCAGAGACCAGGUGCUCCACCACUCCUCUGCGGAUGUCUGGCCUCACACCUACGUCUCACAGGGCCUGUACUGCCUGUCGUCCUCAGACGCCUGGGACCCAAUCACCAGCCAGCCCUCGGGCGUGGCCUCACCUGCUGCAGGCUCCUACAUCAUGGCUGCUGGUGGCAGCAGUGGAGCAGGGGGGACACCUGGUGAGGGGUAUGAGGGGACAGUAGGGGGUUACCUCCAGCAGCACCAGACUCAUCUCACGCUGCAGCAGCACAACCAACUCCAACAGCUUCAACAACUUCACCACUACCAGCAGCAACAGCUUCUGCAGUACCAACAACAGUCUAUGGAACACAGGCCACAUAGUGCCUCCCAUUCCCUCCAAGCCACUCCCAACAGCACCAUCCACAGUCUCGGCCCUCCCACCCACCCUCGGCUAGCUGACCUGUGGGGAGCUGCGCAGGUGGAGAUUGCCGGGCAGCUGAGCGGACAGAUGGCUGACAUUGUCGGAGGGGUGGUGGAGACGGUCGGAGAGGAGCCAGAGCCAGAGUCCGAAGACAUCCCUGAGCAGCAUGAAGAGGAAGAGGAGGAGCUGACAAAGGUAGAAGAGGUAACAUUAACCUUAGAGCCGGAGCCGUGCUCUUUGACCCCGUCCCCGCUGAGGGAGGAGGUCCCCUCGACCAGAGGCUCAAGCCCAGGACUGCCAGCACAGACCUCCGAAUACGUCGCGGAGAGGAUACCGUUUGACGUCACGCCCUGCGUUGUCCAGUUGCUGGAGAAGGAUGAAGAGGCGGAGGAGGGCUCCGUUGUUGUCGUUGCAACCAACUGAAUCACAGGGCCAGAAAGAAAACUGACAAAAACAGGAAAUAAAUACUUCAAUAAUCAAUCAAGCUAUUCUAUCCCAACCCCUUCCCCACUAUUAACCCACUUUAAGUCAGAGGAAAUGCGAGGAGACUUUUCAGACGAAGACGUGGGAUGUAAUGUACACAAACUACUUGCCAAGAAGUCCCCAUAACUCACUGCUGGGAGGGUGGAAAAUGACGUGUGACAAUGAACACAAAAGGCAGACAAGAGACAUAAAUUCAGUGACUGCUGAAACAAACUGUGUGGGAUAAGUUGGAUUCACAAAAGUUUUGGACCAACUGGACCAAAGAACCAGGACUAAAAGCUGAACAGCAGAGAGAUGUGAAAGUCUAAUAAAAAAAAAAAAAAAGGAUGGACAAGAAGAGGAAAAGUGACAAUUCAGUGCAAUACAACAGACCCCGCGAAUAAUCUGGAGUGAAGUGAUGAAGUUGCUUCUAGCACCAGAAGUAGGCGUGUGUUACAACCGAAAACUGUUUAACUAAUUGAUGUAUUUCGCUUUGAUUGACAGCUUGUCAGAUGGGAUGUUCUGAUGAGGUAAACCCAAUCCAAUCUAAUACUCAGAGUGACCUGUGGCACACACCUGGAGCCAUUUGCAAACACUUGAUCCGGACACAACCAAAAGAAAGUGCAUGCUUUUUAACAGUGACCUAGCCCUAACAGUAUAACACAGUAUACAAAGUAAUAAUAUAUCAAAUUGCUUUUUAUAAUAAAAGA
This is a messenger RNA of Chelmon rostratus (copperband butterflyfish), 1921 nucleotides long. It is a transcript of the gene fam131ba, whose product is annotated as family with sequence similarity 131 member Ba. Lineage: Eukaryota; Metazoa; Chordata; Actinopteri; Chaetodontiformes; Chaetodontidae. The coding region runs from base 15 to 1172 and encodes 385 amino acids. The transcript is spliced from 7 exons. The record is from RefSeq and is a predicted model, not a curated record.